Molecule: messenger RNA, 3271 nt
Organism: Rhodamnia argentea
Lineage: Eukaryota; Viridiplantae; Streptophyta; Magnoliopsida; Myrtales; Myrtaceae
Product: protein QUIRKY
Exons: 2
Coding region: 89-3238 (1049 amino acids)
Source: RefSeq, a predicted model, not a curated record
CUUCUCCUCCGCCAUCAACGCUCUCUUCUUCUUCUUCUGAGGACCCACCAAAACCCGACCCGGUUAAGCGCCGCACGAGGAUGACGCCAUGACGACGACGACGCCGACGCCGCCGCCGCCCAGCACCGUGCGCAAGCUCCUCGUCGAGGUCGUCGACGCGCGGGACCUACUCCCCAAGGACGGUCAGGGCAGCUCCAGCCCUUACGUCAUCGUCGAGUUCGACAACCAGAAGAAUCGCACCGCCACCAAAUACCGCGACCUCAACCCCGCAUGGAACGAGACCCUCGAGUUCCUCGUCUCCGACCCGGAGAACAUGGAGUACGAGGAGCUCGACGUCGAGGUCUUCAACGACAAGAAAUUCUCCGCCGGCGCCGGGGCCCGGAAGAACCACUUCCUCGGGAGGGUCAAGCUCUACGGCACGCAGUUCAUGAGGCGGGGCGAGGAGGGCCUGGUGUACUACCAGCUGGAGAAGAAGAGCGUGUUCACCUGGAUACGAGGCGAGAUUGGGCUCAGGAUCUGUUACUACGACGAGCUAGUGGGGGAGCAGCCCCCCGCGCCGCCGCAGGACGAGGCGGAGGCGCCGCCUCCUCAUCCGAAGCCCUCCGACACGGCGGCGAUGAAGCCUCCGCCGGUGAUGGUGGUGGAGGAGGGCAGGGUCUUUGAGAUGCCGCCAGGGGCCGUCGCGAUGGAAUGCUGUCCGCCGCCUCCGCUCCGGCGCCGAGACAGAUCGCCCUCCCCUCCCCUGGUGGUCAUCGAGGAGUCGCCGCGGCCGCCGCCCCAGGUGGUGCACUUCCGCCACGAGCCCCAGCCCGAGGCGAUGCCGGCACCGCAUGCGGCGGCCGCUCCCCCGACGGCCGAGGCGGCGAUGCAGCAUCCUCCGCCGGAGGUGAUGAAGAUGCAGGGCGCGAGAGUCGGAGAGAGAGUCAGGGUUCUGAGGCGGCCUCCGAGCGGCGAUUUCGCGCCGAGGGUGAUAUCGUCGCACCAGAGAUUCGCGUCCGAGACAGAGAGGACCCAUCCGUACGAUCUGGUAGAGCCAAUGCAGUACCUGUUCAUCAGGAUCGUCAAGGCCCGAGGUCUCGCUCACAACAAGAGCCCAUACGCGAAGGUCCGCACGUCCACUCACUACGUCCGUUCGAAGCCGGCGAUUCACCGUCCCGGCGAGCCGACCGACGCGCCGGAUUGGCACCAGGUCUUCGCGCUCGGCCACAACAAGCCUGAGUCGGCGAGCUCCACGCUGGAGAUCUCCGUCUGGGACUCGCCGUCGGAGACCUUCCUCGGCGGCGUCUGCUUCGACCUCUCCGACGUGCCCGUCCGCGAUCCGCCCGACAGCCCGCUGGCUCCCCUAUGGUACCGCCUCGAGGGCAGCGACCCGGCGGAGAAGAGCCCCGUGUCCGGCGACAUCCAGCUGUCCGUCUGGAUUGGCACCCAGGCUGACGAUGCUUUCCCCGAGGCGUGGAGCUCGGACGCGCCUUAUGUGGCUCACACGCGCUCUAAGGUCUACCAGUCUCCGAAGCUGUGGUACCUGCGGGUGACGGUGAUCGAAGCUCAGGACCUCCACAUCGCUCCAAAUCUGCCGCCGCUGACGGCGCCGGAGGUCAGGGUCAAGGCGCAGCUGGGGUUCCAGUCCGUGCGGACUCGGCGAGGGUCCAUGAGCAACCACGCGUCGUCAUUCCACUGGAACGAGGACCUCAUACUCGUCGCCGGCGAGCCACUGGAGGACUCGCUCAUUUUGCUUGUGGAGGACCGUUCGAACAAGGAGACUCAGCUCCUCGGGCACAUUAUGAUUCCAGUGAGCUCGAUCGAACAGCGAAUAGACGAGAGGCACGUGGCUGCCAAGUGGUUUGCGCUCGAGGGCGGCGCCGGCGGAGGCGGGGCUUACUUCGGCAGAUUGUGUCUGAGGCUGUGCUUGGAAGGCGGUUAUCACGUGCUUGAUGAGGCCGCGCACGUGUGCAGCGACUUCCGGCCCACGGCGAAGCAGCUGUGGAAGCCGGCGGUCGGAAUCCUGGAGCUGGGGAUCCUCGGAGCGCGCGGACUUUUGCCCAUGAAGUCCAAAGCCCCCGGCAAAGGGUCCACGGACGCCUACUGCGUGGCCAAGUACGGCAAGAAGUGGGUUCGGACCCGGACCAUCACGGACAGCUUCGAUCCGCGGUGGAACGAGCAGUACACGUGGCAGGUCUACGACCCCUGUACCGUGCUCACCGCGGGGGUCUUCGACAACUGGCGGAUGUUUGCCGACCCGUCCGAGGACAAGCCGGAUUGCCGCAUUGGGAAGAUCCGUAUUCGGGUAUCCACAUUGGAGAGUAACAAGGUGUACACCAAUUCGUAUCCGCUGUUGGUGUUGACAACGGCCGGGUUGAAGAAAAUGGGCGAGAUCGAAUUGGCAAUCCGGUUUGCUUGCCCGUCUUUGCUUCCGGAUACUUGCAUGGUCUAUGGUCAGCCCUUGUUGCCGCGGAUGCACUAUCUCCGCCCGCUCGGGGUGGCCCAACAGGAGGCGCUGCGAGGGGCCGCCACCAAGAUGGUAGCUGCAUGGCUCGCGAGGUCGGAGCCACCACUCGGGCAGGAAGUGGUCCGGUACAUGUUGGAUGCUGAUUCGCAUACAUGGAGCAUGAGAAAGAGCAAGGCGAACUGGUUCAGGAUCGUGGCCGUGCUAGCAUGGGCGGUCGGGUUGGCGAAAUGGUUGGAUGACAUAAGGAGGUGGCGGAACCCGGUCACGACCGUCCUAGUUCACGUCUUGUACCUAGUGCUUGUGUGGUACCCGGAUUUGAUCGUGCCCACAGGCUUCUUAUACGUGUUCUUGAUCGGAGUGUGGUACUACAGAUUCAGGCCAAGGAUACCGGCCGGGAUGGACACUAGGCUCUCGCAGGCCGAGUCGGUAGACCCGGACGAACUGGACGAGGAGUUCGACACGAUACCUAGCUCGAAACCGCCGGACGUCAUCCGGGCCAGGUACGACCGGUUACGGCUGCUGGCAGCCAGGGUGCAGACGGUUCUCGGGGAUUUCGCGACCCAAGGAGAGAGGGUACAGGCCUUGGUGAGCUGGAGGGACCCGAGAGCGACGAAGCUGUUCAUAGGAGUGUGCCUGGCCAUCACGCUGACAUUGUACGCGGUGCCGCCGAAGAUGGUGGCGGUGGCUCUAGGUUUCUACUACCUCCGCCACCCGAUGUUCAGGGACCCGAUGCCGCCGGCGAGCCUAAACUUUUUCCGGAGACUUCCGAGUCUCUCAGAUCGGCUAAUGUAGAUUAGUAGAGUCUUGGAAACCAAAAAAAUUGAA